CUGCUGCUACUAACUACGUCACUGCAAGGCCAAACCUUCGGCAUCCAGCACAUCCAUUAGAACAGUCGUCCCGAGAGCCUCGUUGAAGCCGCUCCUCACCCCCUCCGAUUUUCGACAUUCUACAUCAACAAUUAGGGUAAUUGUAAUUAGGGACAAUUGUCCUUCGUAAUAAGGGUGAUUAGGAUCGAAUAGCCUUUCACGGGGGGUGAGUGCGCUUUGUGAUAUCGUGUACGGCACCUGUUGUGUUUUUAUUUUUGACGUUGUGUGUUUCGGAAAUGAUAACAUAGUGUUCGGCGCAAGUGAGUGUUUAUUGUGAACCUUUGGAAAAGGCUUGGGAGAGGGACUGAUGCGCCCGAGUCGGAUGUACGGCUAGAGCACAGAAGGAGACCGUCCACCAGUGAUAACGUCCCCGAUUUCUGUGGUACAAGUCAACCGAGUAGUCACCACGCUGAAUUACACGGACUUGGGCAGCCCCUUCGGGGAAGGGGCGUCGGGCGGUUCCAACACGCCGACACCGACGACGGAUAUGGACCACCACCACAUGGCCGGUAUGAACCACCAGGAAUCCGCCGGGGGCAACAUCACCCCCGUGCCGCCCCCGACUUCCAAGUCGGCGUUCAUAGAACUCCAGCAGCACUCCUACAACCCCGUUCGGUCGUACCACCCCCAUCAUUUCGGAGGGCAGCAGGGCCAGACGAAUCCGGGACACCACGAAGCGCCGGGGUUCGCCAGCCCGAGAGCCGCCCUUUCAGCGUACCCUUUCCCUCCGAUGCAUCACAACUCGUACACCGGCUACCACCUCGGCACUUACGCUCCACAAUGUCCAUCUCCUCCCAAAGACGAUAAAUGUGGGGAGGACGGAGGCCUGAGGGUGAAUGGGAAGGGGAAGAAAAUGAGAAAACCUAGGACGAUAUACAGCAGCUUACAGCUCCAGCAGCUUAACAGAAGGUUCCAAAGGACGCAGUACCUGGCGCUGCCGGAAAGAGCCGAACUUGCCGCCUCCCUCGGAUUGACCCAAACACAGGUCAAGAUUUGGUUCCAAAACAGGCGGAGCAAAUACAAAAAAAUGAUGAAGGCGGCGCAGCAAGGAGGAGGCGGCAAUGCUGGAGGAGCAGGAGGCGGAGCGCCGCAUAUGCUUGGAAAUCCUCCGCACACCCCGGGAAUGCAAGGACCAAGCAGUCCACAACCGCCAGGAGGUACGGAAAUUAACAGUGGUAACGGAGGUUCGUCGAGCGGGAGCCAGCACUCGCCGGGUGGUUAUCUAGGGGGCCACGUGGGGAAUACGCCCACUCCUAGUUCAACCCCCGUUUCUGACAUGUCGCCCCAACCCCCUCAUGGUGGAUCGCCCCCUGGACCAUGGGAAAUGAAACCAAACCUUCCACCCCCUCACCACCAUCACCACCCCGCCAGCUACAUGCCGCAGUAUUCAUGGUACCAGACAACGGAACCGAAUCCUGGGCUCCUGACGGUGUGGCCAACUGUCUAACGAAAAAGGCUCCUGGGUUACCUAGACGGAGGAUGCGAGAUGUAGCGACCAAAUAUAUCGAAACAUUCCACAUUUGGACAUAUCGCCUUAUGAAGGAAUAUCUUUGAUUAUUAAAGCACGCUGAUCUGAUGGUUGUGUUAAACAGUGUUACCUACAAGGAACGUUGAUGUGUCGUUGUGUACAAAUAUCAUGUCCUAAAUCUUAAUAUGAGCUAAAUGGACCUUUGGACUACUACCCUCCCACAUUUCCGGUUCGUUCUUUUAGUGUUAUAUUAUUUUGCGAGUGAUGUGUACAUGGAUGUAACCUAUAUAAAUAUAAAUAGACAAUCUUAUUGUAUUAUAAAUUGCGUAUAGGUUUAUAUAUAAAUAUAUAUAUAUAUAAUUGAAUAAAACACAGAUAUGUAUGUAGAUUUUGAUUCCUUGUUUUUGUUUUAUUUUUAAUUUUUUAUAUGCGCUCUGCUGUUUUGUAAAUGUAUAAAUAGUCUGUGUUCAAAUAAUGUCGAGGAGGUAGAGCGCAUACGAUGCUAUGCAAUUUUUUAGUUUUUAAUUGGAGGUCAGUUAGCAAUUGGCAAUCAGGGUCUUAAGUUUAUUAUCUUACAAAGCGACUCGAUCUGAUGGCGAACUGAACGAAUAUUCGAUCCGACCUGUGUACAAUGAUUAGUGUAGUGAUAUUUUUAUAUAAUCGAAGAUCUCAAUUAUCAGAACUUUAUAAAGUUUGGUCAAGUUUACGUUUUGUAGUUGGGAAAAUUGCAAUUGCCGCGUAACGUAUUUAUUUUAUUUAUUCACAGCCGUGGCAAAGCGAUUGUUAGUAAAUUAAAAGAUGAUUCGAUGCAAUAAUUUUAGUUUCGUGGUAAAGGAAUCCCAUUUUGUUCUUCUCCUAGUUAUUCACAUUAGAUAUUUAUUUAAUACGGGUGCUUUAUUUUUCUAUAAAGAAAAUUAUCUUAUGGGACUAUUGUUUUAUUUUCUUUUGGAUGGCCCCGAGUUGACAAUGGUGGCAGGAGAGAGUAAUUCGGCCGUUUAUCGAACCGGCGGACCAUCUCUCUCUCUCGCUCACUCUCUUUAUAAAUAUUUUAUUUCCAAGUGAGAUCGAUCCAAAACGCGGUCACGUCACCCGUAGAUUCGCGUGAGUCACGGACCGAUUUCUAGAACCGAGUCCUUCGUGGGGUUUGAUGCUGUCCACUGGAAAUAUUUUAUUGACACCCCUCGACAACCCGGCCGGCAAUGUUUUAUGUCGCAACGUGUUGCUCCCCCCACGGAGAGCUGGAUUACACGGUAAAUAUUAAACGAUAAAUCAUCCGACAAUUUUUAUCCCUCACGUAUUUGUUCAGUCGUAGUUGACAGAUUGCCGGUAACUCUAUUUCGACCAUCAGUUCGACUUGCGAGACGGACUUUAGUUUUUAGCUCCAAGUAUCAGACUUCAGAGUGAUAACAGACAAAUUAUUUUUUAAAAAUUGUUAGUAUUUAGUGUUAUUUUUCCUCCUCCUCAAAGGAAAAUUUCAGUUUAC
This is a messenger RNA of Cimex lectularius (bed bug), 2990 nucleotides long. RefSeq names its product homeotic protein distal-less. The transcript is spliced from 5 exons. Lineage: Eukaryota; Metazoa; Arthropoda; Insecta; Hemiptera; Cimicidae. Gene Ontology annotation, biological process: regulation of transcription by RNA polymerase II. Gene Ontology annotation, molecular function: DNA-binding transcription factor activity, RNA polymerase II-specific; RNA polymerase II cis-regulatory region sequence-specific DNA binding. The record is from RefSeq and is a predicted model, not a curated record. The coding region runs from base 527 to 1486 and encodes 319 amino acids.